CCGCGUGGGGAGAGGCUGCAGCCACAGCAGCUGAAGUCUGAAUGAGUCCGUCUGUCCUGCCGGCCGGAGUCGCUACGCAGCGGUCAGGGAAUGAGGGUCCCUGGGGUGGACAUGCAGCCUCUGCCCAGCUGGGAGCCAACCCCCUGCAGCCCGAGGCCCGCGGCUGACGUCCUGAGGCUGGCCCUGAGCCUCCUCCUUCUGACAGCCAUGCCCUGCGCACUGGCGAUGCCCUCGUGCAAAGAGGUGGAGUUCCCGAAGGGGGCCUUGUGCUGCCCCAAGUGCUGGCCAGGCUACCGGGUGCAGGAGUCCUGCGGGGAGCUCUGGAGCAUAGUGUGUGUGCCCUGCACCCGGGGCACCUACACUGCCCACCUCAAUGCCCUGCGCGAGUGUCUGCCCUGCCGCGUCUGUGACCCAGGCCUGGGCCAGGUGACCAGACGGAAGUGCUCCGCCCAGACCAACACCGUGUGCGGCUGCGGGCGCGGCCACUUCUGUGAGAAACAGGACGGGGACUCCUGCGUCCAGUGCAGGCCCCACAGCAUCUGCCGCCCGGGCCAGAGGCUGCGGGAGACAGGCACCGAGUGGCAGGACACGCUGUGUGAAGACUGCCAGCCGGGCACCUUCUCUGCGGGGGGCACCCAGGCAGCCUGCACGCCCUGGACCAGGUGCAGUGGCCCAUUAGCCUGGGAAGCGACGCCUGGGACCAACAGCUCAGACGUGACAUGCUCCCCCUGGGGCCCCGUCAUCAUCAUCAGCGUCAUCCUCGUCAUCGCUGUCAUUUCUGUGCCCCUUGUGCUCAGGGCCAUCAGGGACAGAAGGUCACGUGGACAACUCUCCCGAAGAAAAGCCUUUCCUGGGGUAUUGCUGCCUGUCCCCAGCUUGGAGGGGACAGGAGAGCGGGCAGAAAGGAACAGGCGUCGGGACCUGCAGGCCUCCCGGGUCCAGCCAGACGUCACCACGGAGCCCGCGGAGGAGACAGCAUCCGUGUUCCCUCAGAGGGACCGCCAGCUGACACAUGGCUGCGGGAUGCAGAUGCCUGAGCCAUCCCCGCGAGGCUGCGAGCAGCGGCCAGGUCCCCAAGGACCAGCCAUGGGGUCAGGGGAGCCACCAGGACCUGCUGGAAUCCAGCUCCAGCAUGUGAGCUGGGCUGAAUCAUCGGGAGGGGGCUGAGGGUAUUUCCCCAAACCUGAACAGGAUGCAUAAAGGAUUGCUGGCUGCCAGGCAGCUGAGGGCAUUUCAGUCUACAUGUUAUUGCCUCCUGCUGGCCAAACACCUGGACAGCCGUAGGCAGUUCCCCCAUCUGACAAUCGACUCUGUGUACUAGCCCUGCCCUUUGAUGUAUAUCUGCCUCCCUUUAGGGCAAAGUGUGUUAAUAAAUAGCAAGGGGUCCUGAGACAAGGAGCACUUAGUUUCUU
Molecule: messenger RNA, 1412 nt
Organism: Myotis brandtii (Brandt's bat)
Lineage: Eukaryota; Metazoa; Chordata; Mammalia; Chiroptera; Vespertilionidae
Product: tumor necrosis factor receptor superfamily member 14-like
Exons: 9
Coding region: 91-1167 (358 amino acids)
Biological process (GO): negative regulation of alpha-beta T cell proliferation; positive regulation of T cell migration; positive regulation of peptidyl-tyrosine phosphorylation
Cellular component (GO): external side of plasma membrane
Molecular function (GO): protein binding
Source: RefSeq, a predicted model, not a curated record